Molecule: messenger RNA, 1047 nt
Organism: Trichophyton benhamiae CBS 112371
Lineage: Eukaryota; Fungi; Ascomycota; Eurotiomycetes; Onygenales; Arthrodermataceae
Product: sorbitol/xylitol dehydrogenase, putative
Exons: 3
Coding region: 1-1047 (348 amino acids)
Biological process (GO): D-sorbitol catabolic process
Molecular function (GO): zinc ion binding; L-iditol 2-dehydrogenase (NAD+) activity
Source: RefSeq, a predicted model, not a curated record
AUGGCAGCGGGUGGCCCAAAGAACCUUUCAUUUGUGCUAGACGGUGUCAGGAAGGUCAGGUUUGAAGACCGUCCAGUACCAGCACUGAAAGAUGCUCAUGAUGUCCUAAUUACCGUGAAGUAUACAGGAAUUUGUGGCAGUGAUGUAAGCCCGUUUGUGCUGAAGGAACCGAUGGUACUCGGCCAUGAGUCCAGCGGCAUAGUCGCCGAGAUAGGCUCUGCCGUCCAGUCUCUUAAAGUAGGUGAUAGAGUGGCUUUGGAGCCAGGCAUAUGCUGCCGGCGAUGCGAGCCCUGCAAGAGCGGGAAAUACAACCUAUGUGUCGACAUGGUAUUUGCCGCCACUCCCCCGUACGAUGGAACUCUUGCAAAGUACUAUGUUUUGCCAGAAGAUUUUUGCUACAAGCUACCUGAUACCAUGGAUCUGAAAGACGGUGCGUUGAUGGAACCACUCGGAGUUGCUGUCCACAUCACUCGCCAGGCAGAGGUUAAGCCCGGCGAUACAGUCGUGGUAUUUGGUGCUGGUCCAGUUGGAUUGCUAUGCUGCGCAGCUUCAAGGGCGUUUGGAGCAGCCAAGGUCGUCUCUGUUGACAUCCAGGAAGAAAGACUGGAAUUUGCAAAGAAGUAUGCCGCCACAGGGGUGUUUCUACCUCAAAGGAUCCCGCCAAAGGAAAACGCAGAGAAGCUACGGUCAGAGCAUGGGCUCGGUCGUGGUGCGGAUGUGGUCAUCGAUGCGUCAGGCGCUGAACAGUCCGUCCAUACUGGCAUCCAUGUUGCACGGCCGGGCGGAACGUAUGUCCAAGGCGGCAUGGGGCGAGACGAGAUCAGCUUUCCUAUCAUGGCGGCAUGCACAAAGGAGUUGAACAUGAGAGGCAGCUUUAGAUAUAGCAGCGGCGAUUAUAAACUCGCUCUGGAUCUGGUUGGCUCUGGGAAGAUCAGCGUCAAAGAGCUGGUAACGAAAGUGGUGGCAUUCGCGGAUGCCGAGCAGGCGUUUCUGGAAGUGAAGGCUGGCAAAGGGAUCAAAACGCUCAUUGCGGGGGAAGAUGAUUGA